Messenger RNA from Paralichthys olivaceus (Japanese flounder), 3753 nucleotides. Its product is annotated as glucocorticoid-induced transcript 1 protein. NCBI's taxonomy places the organism in Eukaryota, Metazoa, Chordata, Actinopteri, Pleuronectiformes, Paralichthyidae. The record is from RefSeq and is a predicted model, not a curated record. Gene Ontology annotation, cellular component: cytoplasm. Gene Ontology annotation, biological process: podocyte development.
GCGGAGGAGCGCGCGGCGUGUCACGCCCACACGCAUCAACCAGUAGUGAGGCGGCAGCAACUGUCAUUCAGAGUGAGGACGUGAUGGAGGAGAGGCAGCGGCGGCUGGGAAGCACCAAGUAAAACGUUUCGAAAAGUGAAGAAAACUUGUGUCAAACUUUGCCCCGCGAUGCUCACAGCUGCUGCCGGGAUGUGUUAGAGUCCGAACGAGAAGCAGUGACUCCGGCAGCUCGUCUCUCUUCCUGCUCCAGGGAAUUACAGCCAGUUUCGGAGGAUGUCAGCCCCCAGCAACUCGCUCCAGCAGGCGAGGGUGAGACGCAGCAAUGCGGGCUCUCCCGGCGGUGGUGGUGGUGGUGGUGGCGGCGGCGGCGGAGGCAGCAGCUGCCGUCUGCACCCCCUCCGUGCCACCGUGCCCUACCAGCUCCUGCGUGCGGGUCAGAGCAGCCCGACGCGGGCGCAGACCCUCCACGGAGGAGCCACGAACAGCCGGGGCUCCAGCACCCCCUCCAGCCCGACACUCAGUUCAGGAAGCGCAAAGCCAAGACUGUCCCCCGAAAACAGGGACUCCUCCUGUCCCCCCGACUCUCCUGUUUCCAGAGCAGAAAGAUCCAAGUUGCAGGUUCGGACUUCCAGUAGCAUCCGGCGGACGUCUUCCCUGGAUGCCAUCACAGGUCCUUACCUCACAGGCCAAUGGCCUCGGGACUCACAUGGACCGUACGCCUCCUGUAUGAAAGACAAAGCCACACAGACUCCAGGUCUCUGGAAUGAUGAAGGAGCAGAACAGGGAAGUCCUCACCAGCGGUCAGCCUCCUGGGGCAGCGCAGACCACCUCAAAGAGCAGAUUGCUAAACUACGACUGCAGCUGCAGCGCAGCAAACAGGUCAGCCGGCAGAGUAAAGACAGGGAGCAGAGCUCGCUGCAGCUGCCGCAACAGGCACUGCACAACACUGCAUGCCAACCUCAGUACAAGGGACCUUCGUCAGCCUUGUCGAUGAUCCCUGUGCCAAAAUCCUUCAUAUGCCGAGUUCCGAGCAGCGUGGAGGGCAUCAACCACGAGCUAGAAAAUGUAUUUAUCAGAGACGACUGGGAGCAGGGGAUCCAGUCCAUGGACGCAGUGGAUGGCCGUCGCCCCCCUUUCCCUCCGCACCGCUACAGCAACGGCGGGGACACACGUGACACAGACACACAGGCGCCUUCAAGCGGCGACUCCAGCCCGUCGCCCCGCCCCUGCAGCUCUGACCACCUCCACUCCCCCGAUGGAAGUCCCUGUUCUGCAGAGGAAAUUGACAAAGACAGUGUGUGCAGUUCUCCUCUCCCCAAGUUUGCCACCUCUCCCAAACCUAACAACAGCUACAUGUUUAAACGUGAACCUCCAGAGGGCUGUGAGAAGGUCAAAGUGUUUGACGAGUUGGUGUCUGGCAAAUCAAAAGGCUUCCCUCUCUUCUCAUGCCCGGACAAAAACAAGGUGAACUUCAUUCCCAGGGGCUCGGCCUUCUGCCCCGUCAAACUCCUCUGCUCCUCCCUCUUCUCCCCGGUUUCUCCCUUAUCCUGCUCCUCGGCCAACCCCGGCCUCCAUGGCAGUGAGAACGCCGGACCUCUGGUGACCCCGACUCUGCCCACUGCACCACUACCUACCUUUCCGGCCUCCGCUGACCGGAGCAUCGACAAAAGCACAGGCGUAAACACAGACAGCAGCACAGACAGCCCGAGCCCCGACGCAGAUGUGGGGAAAGACGGCUCAGCACAAGUUCUGCUCACCAGCUAGUCCUCAGGUAUUCAUGACCAAACCACCUACAGAGAAAACAUUUCAACUAGUCGGGUGGUAUGGUUUAAAAAAAUAAUAAAAAUUUAAAAAAGAAAUGAAAAAGAAGAAAACAAACAAAAAAAUCCUUGCACUCCGUUAAUCCUAACAUUAGCCAGCAGGGAGUGCCCAAGGUCUAGAAAAGAGAAAAUCUUAUGGCUAACGGUACCAACAUCCCGCUGCACAAGCAUUUCUGCUCGGUUUCAACUUGUCCCGCCGUCUGUGACGUUUUAUCGAGAACACAUGACUUGGUCAUCGUCUCUCAGAGUUUAGAGUGUGUUGACCUUGGGCACAGCCUCCUUUUACCCAUCACUAACCUAGCCUUCUCCUCUUUACCCUGAUACCACCCGUAACAAAUAUAGCUUCGCUUUCUUUUUCAAAUUAUUGUUACAUAGCACUGGCAGUUUUAUCGAGUUGAAAUAAAAAAAAAAAAAGGAAAAAAAUCCAAAACUUUGACAAGAGACAACGAUGGGAUAUCACAAACACAGUCUACUCAUUGUUAUGUAAUCAGCUUACUAGCUGUCAAGUGUUCAGCGAGCUUAAGUACACAUAUAUAAGCUUUUUGACAGGAUGGGAUGGUUUUUGUUUCAUAUACAGUAUUUAACAUAUCGGGACGUCUUGCAGUCCGAAUACUCUCUCCCACAUUAACCACAGUGUUUGCACUUGUUAAGAGCUGGCUCAGAAAGAAACAGGCCACGGCCUAUUUUUUCAUUUGUUUAUUUUGAAGUCUUCGCAGCACAGUGUCAGUGUGAGGCUCCAGACAACAAGAGCCGAGACUUUGAUCCACGUUAGUCUGAUCACUCGGUUCAACACGACUUCAAGUUUUUCAGAGACCAAAUAACCAGUCACAAAGCACACAACCCCCCCGUUGCCUUGUUGUAUUGCCCCACUCUACCCCGAACAAUAACUCAGGUCAUGUGGAAUGUACUUGCUUGGACUAAGUUGCCUUUUCCAAGUGUUUAUGACUUUCUCUGACAGAAAUAUUUUAUUUUUUUCUCCCCGGAGAAAGACGUUAUUACAGACUGAAUCCGAUUGUUGAUGUCACAGUUUGUGACUCGUGGCUUUUGCAUGAACCUGUUCAGGAGUUUCAGGUGCUAUGACACAUUCCAGAGAUCGCUGUUGCAUCGGUCAACAGUCAGUCCUCGUGUAAAUGGAACUAGCUAAAUAAGCUACACCCUUCCAAAUUGAGAAGUCAACAAUUCCAUUGUCUGUUUUGCCCCUUUGUUAGAAAUGUACCAAAGUUAAUUUGAAAACAAUGAAAGGCCUGUCGUGCAUUUGGGACACACAAGGCACCGUUUUGUGCAAGAAACCGAAUGUUAGUGUGUUUUUGUUUUGUUUUCCACACACUUCAACAUAUAAACACUGGUUGAUGUUGUUUGAAACACAGGCGUUAAUAGUUCAACAAGCCUAAGCACUUACUUUUUGAGUGAGAUGAUAAUCACUACUUUUUAUUUUGGACCAAUUUGUUAAAACAAUCAGAACUUGAGUGUGCAAUUGAUUUUGUUUUUGAAGUACUGUAAACGUACACUAACAUAUAUUUUGUGUAACACAGUUUGGCUCAAGAUACACGUCGUAGCAGAUGUUCCCUGAUGUUCCCUGCACAUGUUGUAUCACUAGAACAUAUUUAAGAUUUACAGCAGGUUAACCUUCAACGGGAGGAUUUAACAAGGAAACGUUCCAUUCCAAAACGCUGGUCUGUCUACACACUCGCACACAGAAUCAAAUAUGAACAACAUAUGCAAAACAUUCCUCACAGAUUAAGUUGAAAUUCUCUGUUCUGCUCUCGGCUCCGUGAGUUUCAAUCGUACUAAAACUAAUUCUUAUUCGCAAGCUCAUUGUGCAGCGCAGUUGAGAGAUGGUUGCCAUGUUCGGCGACGGUAAUUCAGUUUUCCUGUGUAUUACGCAUUUUUAUGUAGAACUUGUGUGUUUUUCAAUAAAGAAAACAGAAAAGUC